Molecule: messenger RNA, 3786 nt
Organism: Trichosurus vulpecula (common brushtail)
Lineage: Eukaryota; Metazoa; Chordata; Mammalia; Diprotodontia; Phalangeridae
Gene: SMTN
Product: smoothelin
Exons: 22
Coding region: 256-3366 (1036 amino acids)
Biological process (GO): actin cytoskeleton organization
Cellular component (GO): filamentous actin; microtubule organizing center
Molecular function (GO): protein binding
Source: RefSeq, a predicted model, not a curated record
GGGCAGUGUCCCUGGGAGACUGUGGCUGAGCGGACCGCGGGCUGCUAGCGGCGGGCGGCGAGCCGAGUCCGGCCACAGCGCCCGAGCGGAGUGCGCGGGGCGGACGGAGCCGGUGCAUGGGCCUGGGCGCGCGAGGCUGCGCGGGCCGCCGAGCCCAGAAUCUCCUAGGAAAGCCCGAGGGCUGGACUUCGGCAGCCAACUGGGGCUGCCCCCUGGCAUCGUCCCUGAGAGUGAGCAGAGCUUGGAGACUGUAAGAUGGCGGAUGAGGGUCUGGCCGGGCUGGAUGAAGGAGCCCUGCGCAAGUUGCUUGAAGUCACACUGGACCUGGCUGAACGGCGCCGGAUCCGCUCAGCCAUCCGUGAGCUGCAGCGGCAGGAGCUCGAGAGGGACGAGGGGGCUUUGGCAUCCAAGCGCUUCCGGGCAGAGCGACUGGAGAACAAGGAAAACUGGCUGCACUCCCAGCAGCAGGAAGAGGAGCAGCGGGUGGCCCUGGCCCUGCUCUCUGGGAAGCUCGAAGCCAUCAGCGACGUGGAGGAGCUGACCACCCUGCUGCGGGCAGCCGGUGAGUACGAGGAGAGGAAGCUGAUCCGAGCUGCCAUCCGCCGAGUGCGUGCCCAGGAGAUCGAGGCGGCCACCUUGGCAGGGAGGCUGUCCAGUACCCACGAGGACAGCGAGGGGCGGGCGGCCAGGAGGCAAGCACGCCAGGAGGCAAGAGAGAGAGAACAGCAGGCCGAGCAAGUGCAGACACAGGCCCAGACCAGCCAGUGGGCAGAAGCAGCCCCCAGCUCCAAGCUAGACGACAUGGCCUCCGGGCCCCUCCUGCUGCUGGAUGCUCUGGGCCCAACGCCUCCCAGCCUGCCCACUCCACCCUCCACGCCGUCAUCCUUGGAGCCAUUGGAGGCAAGUGGCGAGGAGGCCAGGGAGGGGCCCCCCAGAGCCUCCCCGGAGGAGGAACCAGAGCCUGAAAGUCCCCCCAGGGCUCCCAGCCCCGAGGAACCCCAGCCUCCGUCGGCCCCCCAGAGCCCAGGACCCUGCCCAGCCCAGCCUAGGGAACACGUGCUAGUCCAUCUUCUAGGUACCAGCGUCCAGAGUAGCAAGCUGGGCCCAGGCCAAAGAGAACAGGCGACAGAGGGAGCACCUGGGACCCCUGAAACCCCUGACACGAAGAAAGCUGUGCCCUCUCUCCAGCAGCCCGGCCUGACUGGCCUCCCCAGCCCACGCUCCUGCCAACGCUCCCUGUCGCUGCUCAGCCCCCGCAGGUCUCAGGCUCCAGACUCCCCCAAGGCCAGCCCGGCCACCCCCUCCCCUUUCCAGAGAACCAGCUCUGUCCGGGACCGGGUCCGCAAAUUCACCUCAUCCGAGUCACCUGCCCCUCCGGGGGCUCGGGCCCCUCAGCAGCAGCGGCCCCUCAGCUCUGGGGACCGGGCAGCCCCAGGACCCCUCCGGGCAAGUCAGCAACACCCUGGACUCACAGGCAGUGUGAAGGGAGAGCCAGGCUCUUCCUCCUCCUCCUUAUCCUCCUCCCUCAUCACCUCCAAGAUCACCGGCAGCAGCAUCCGCACCUCGUCCUGGCAAGGAGAGCCCCAGAUUGUCAGAGUCGAGGCCAGGGAUCGGGAUUGCCCUAAAGAGGAGGGCCCAGGGGGGCGGAGCCUGGCCACGUCACAGGGGAGGCCCCUUGAAAACGGAGAGAGGGGGCCCCCACUGGGCUCAGAGGAGCCCAGCACCCUGCCCAUCACUGCCAGGCCAACUGAGCAGGGCAGCCGGACCCCGCAACCCCGAACCACUGGGGAGGCCAGUAUGAAGACCACCUUCACCAUUGAGAUCAAGGAUGGCCGAGGCCAGCCCAUCAGCAGCCGGGUGCUGGGGCCCAUGGGCAACCAGAGGGCAGAGUUGACGCUUGGGCUCAGAGGCACCCCUGUCCACUUUGGCGGCGGCAGCUCCGGGGCAGGCACCAUCAGGCACAUCAGCACCCCGGUGACUGUCAGCACCCCCAGGACCAUCAGCACCCCUGGGACCAUAACGCAUGUCAGCACCCCCGGGACCAUCAGCACCCCAGGAACCAUCAGGCAUAUCAGCACCCCGGGGACCGUCAUCACCCCCAAGACCAUCAGCACCCCUGGGACCAUAACGCAUGUCAGCACCCCUGGGACCAUCAGGCACAUCAGCACCCCUGGGACCAUCACUCGUGUGGGCAGUACCAGCCAUGUGUCCAGUGUGGGUCACGUCAACAAGAUGGAUGCAGAGGCGGUGGCGGAGACCCCCACCAUGGUGGAGCUGGACGUGGACGCGGCCAAUGGCAUGGAGCAGAGUCGGCCAGGGAAGGAGCCGGAGCCCCAGCCUCAGAGCAAGUUGCGCCCAGAGGAGCUGUCCACUAUAGAAGAUGAGACCGUCCUGGACAGGAUGCUGGACCAGACCACAGACUUUGAGGAGAGGCGGCUGAUCCGGGCAGCCCUUCGUGACCUCCGGCAGAGGAAGAGAGAUCAGCGGGACCGAGAAAGGGAGCGGCGUCUCCAGGAAGCCCGGGCUCGACCAGGGGAGAGCCGGGGCAGUACAGCCACAGAGACCACCACUCAGCAGAGCCAGAAGUCGGCCGAUGGCUCAGCUGUGAGGACCGUUACCAAGACGGAGAGGCUCGUCCACUCUAGCGAUGGCAGCCAGACUUCCCGGACCACCACAGUGGAGUCAAGCUUUGUGAAGCGAUCUGAGAAUGGCGGCAGCCGGACAGUGGUCCAGACCAAGGCUUUCAGCUCUUCAUCUAAGAAGAUGGGCAGCAUCUUUGACCGGGAGGAUGAGACCCCAUCUCGGGCUGGCAGCCUGGCAGCUCUGGAGCGGCGCCAGGCUGAGAAGAAGAAGGAAUUGAUGAAGGCCCAGACCCUGCCCAAGACAUCCGCGUCCCAGGCCCGGAAGGCUAUGAUCGAGAAGCUGGAGAAGGAGGGUGGUGGCGGAGGCGGCAGCCCCGCGGGCCCACGAGGGGCCGUACAGCGCUCUUCCAGUUUCGGGGUCCCUAACGCCAACAGCAUCAAGCAGAUGUUACUGGAUUGGUGCCGAGCAAAGACCCGAGGCUACGAGCACGUCGACAUCCAGAACUUCUCAUCCAGCUGGAGCGACGGCAUGGCCUUCUGCGCGCUGGUGCACAAUUUCUUCCCUGAGGCCUUCGAUUAUGGCCAGCUGAGCCCCCAGAACCGGCGCCACAACUUUGAGGUGGCCUUUUCAUCAGCAGAGACCCACGCUGACUGCCCCCAGUUGCUGGACACAGAGGACAUGGUGAGAAUGCGCGAGCCAGACUGGAAGUGCGUUUACACGUACAUCCAGGAGUUUUACCGCUGCCUGGUUCAGAAGGGGCUGGUAAAAACCAAAAAAUCCUAAUCCCCAGCUGAGAAACCCACGGGUGCUGGUGGACUGCGUGCCCCUGGUGGACGUGGAAGACAUGAUGAUCAUGGGCAAGAAGCCGGACCCCAAGUGCGUCUUCACCUACGUGCAGUCCCUUUACAACCACCUGAGACGCCACGAGCUGCGUUUACGGCAAAAAGAACUCUAGAAUGUCCUGUCAUUCCCUGUGCCUGCUCCCAGAGCGGAGGAAGCCUUCCCCUGUCCCGUGUGGUGCCCCUUCCUUCUCUUCCCCACCCCCGCCCCCCGCCCCAUGUGUGGAUAAAGAAAGGCUCACAGGACGGCACGCUCCCUCCCCAGCCACCGUCACCCAGUCACCACCCCUCGCCCCCAUCCCACCGCUGCGAUACCCCCUGCUACUCACAGCGUUUCACGGUUUUUAUAAAUUAUUCGUUCUCA